This is a messenger RNA of Syngnathus acus (greater pipefish), 3489 nucleotides long. It is a transcript of the gene rnf19a, whose product is annotated as ring finger protein 19A, RBR E3 ubiquitin protein ligase. The transcript is spliced from 10 exons. Gene Ontology annotation, biological process: positive regulation of proteasomal ubiquitin-dependent protein catabolic process; ubiquitin-dependent protein catabolic process; protein polyubiquitination. The record is from RefSeq and is a predicted model, not a curated record. Gene Ontology annotation, cellular component: ubiquitin ligase complex; cytoplasm. Lineage: Eukaryota; Metazoa; Chordata; Actinopteri; Syngnathiformes; Syngnathidae. Gene Ontology annotation, molecular function: zinc ion binding; ubiquitin protein ligase activity; ubiquitin conjugating enzyme binding. Bases 483 to 3095 code for a protein of 870 amino acids.
UGAGCCUGUGCUUUGGUUCGCUGCUGGUCUCCCUACCAGUGAUGCGAGCCUGGACUGGGAGACUGGAAAUCCUGUGCAAGUGCAAUCGCCAGUGGGAAGUACUUUGCGGUACUGCACCAGGAUUACGGCAUUUGUAUUUUUAUUUUUUUACGAAAAGCCUUGCCUUCAUUCAUCGUCACUGCUCGGGGGAAAAGCGAACGGCACCAGAGGGUUGUUUCUGACCAAGUGACUACUUUUCCGCAAUCAUCCAACUAUUAGAUGUGACCUCGAGGUUGAUCAGGAGAAGCCACCAUGCCUUGAGUACAGAAAGGCCCCCCAGAGCCCGCUCCCCCCACCCUGAACCACAUCCCCCCACCCCCACCCAUCAUCACCAUAGCCCUUCAUCCAGCCCCGCUCUCCUCCCUGAUCCCCCGGCACAUGUGAGGAACAGGCUUGCCUGCCCUGGAUGCUCGCUGGCCCACCCCUCUGGUCAUCCUGGUGAAAUGAGCUUAGCUAAGCACCAUCAGUUUGGCAGUGGUAGUGGCGGGGUCAUGGGCUCUGACAGGGAUCUGCAAUCCACCGCCUCUUCCAUUUCCAUUUCCUCUGUGAAGAAAGCUCCCAAGAAAAGGCGCCUAUCCCUGGCUUCUCUGUUUAGAUGGCGAGGGCGGGAGGCCAAAUCAGUACGGCGAAAAUCUCGUGAGCUGCAAAACCCCGGGCCGGGUGGGCUCACAGGUGUAGAUGGCAUCGCUAGCAUUGAGAACAUCCACUCCGAGAUGUGUUGCGAAAAGACCUCUGCCUUCUUCACUGUGGCUGGGACCGAAGCUCCCUCUGCCGCUUAUGUUGCUGCCUCCACCUCAUCUGCCUCGGGACCUUGUGUAACUGCCUCCACCCCGUCUUCUCCCAAGACGGAGAGUGGAAUGGAGACGGAGCUUUUGGAGUGCCCCCUCUGCCUUCUGCAACGCUCGAGGGAGAGUUUCCCUGACAUCAUGACUUGUCACCACCGCUCUUGCGUUGACUGCCUUCGGCAGUACUUGCGCAUUGAAAUCUCAGAGUCGCGUGUCAACAUUUGUUGCCCCGAGUGCUCGGAGCGUUUCAAUCCACAUGACAUCUGCCUGAUUCUCGGCGACCGGAGUCUGAUGGAGAAAUAUGAAGAGUUCAUGCUCAGAAGGUGGUUGGUGGCUGACCCUGACUGCCGUUGGUGUCCGGCGCCCGAUUGUGGGUAUGCGGUUAUUGCCUUUGGUUGUGCUAGCUGCCCCAAAAUCACCUGCGGGAGGGAGAGUUGUGGUACAGAGUUCUGUUAUCUCUGUAAGCAGUUGUGGCACCCCAACCAAACCUGUGACGCAGCACGACAGCAGAGAGCCCAAAGUCUUCGCCUCCGGACGGUUCGCUCGUCAUCCCUCAGCUCCAGCCAAGAGAGCGCGGCCACAGCCGAUGACAUCAAGCCAUGCCCACGCUGCGCUGCUUAUAUUAUCAAAAUGAAUGAUGGCAGCUGUAACCACAUGACCUGUGCUGUCUGUGGCUGUGAGUUCUGCUGGCUUUGCAUGAAAGAGAUCUCAGACCUACAUUACUUGAGUCCGUCAGGUUGUACCUUUUGGGGGAAGAAACCAUGGAGUAGAAAGAAGAAGAUUCUUUGGCAGUUGGGAACACUGGUUGGUGCCCCUGUUGGUAUUGCGCUGAUCGCUGGUAUAGCGAUCCCUGCUAUGGUUAUUGGCAUCCCUGUUUAUGUGGGAAGAAAGAUUCAUAAUCGCUAUGAAGGUAAAGAUAUCACCAAACACAAAAGGAAUCUCGUGAUUGCAGGAGGCGUGACACUUUCUGUCAUUGUGUCUCCAGUGGUUGCAGCAGUCACUGUUGGCAUUGGAGUUCCCAUUAUGCUUGCUUAUGUUUACGGUGUGGUGCCCAUCUCUUUGUGCCGGAGCGGGGGCUGUGGCGUCUCCACGGGCAAUGGAAAAGGUGUUCGGAUAGAAUUUGAUGAUGAGAAUGACAUGAAUGUCGCCACCGGAACAGCAGCAACUGAUUCCACAUCUGUGGCAGACACUAGAAACAAUCCCAGCAUCAGCGAAGGCAGUGUUGGGGGUCUGACAGGCAGUUUGAGUGCCAGUGGCAGCCAAAUGGACCGACUUGGGGCCAUGAGGGACAACCUGAGUGAAACGGCAUCCACCACAGCCCUCGCCGGAGCCAGCAUCACUGGCAGCCUCUCGGGCAGCGCCAUGGUCCACUACUUAAGCAGGUUGGAAGUGCAAGCUGAUGUGCAAAAGGACCAUUGCAGUCUCAGUGGUGAAUCUGGCACCGUCAGCCUCAGUGCCGUCAGCGACAAUGCAAGCACUAAAGCGAUGGCUGGAUCUAUUCUAAAUGCUCACAUUCCACUUGAAAGGGAUGGGAACAGUAUGGAAGUCCAAGUGGACAUUGAAUCCAAACCUGCCAAGCUGCGCAACCACAGCGGCAGCAGCAGUGUGGACGACAGCGGCCACAUUGGCCACUGUUGCUCAAACUGCCCAUCUAACGACUGCUCGACCCCGGAGGGCCAAGGAGCAGCUGCCAAAUGCCUUUCCUCUACCAACUCGGGAGUCAAAAAGAGCAACAGCAAACUGCACAAGAAGGGGAACAGAGGCACAAAGAUGAACGAGCCAAAGGAGGACUUGGAUGCUCAGGUUUUGGGGCAGCGUAGCCCUAACUCUUUAGAGUGCGACUCUCCUUCUCUGAGCGGCAGUCUAGCCUCCGUUUCGGACUCCCACUCCAGCCACUUCUCCGAGUUGAGCUGUUGUGAUCGGGAGAGCAUGAAAACGUCGUGUAGCCACGGCUCUGGCGGAGGCGACUACCACGCACGUUUCGCCGCCAUCAGCCCCUUGCCCGAGGUGGAGAACGACAGGCUGGAGACUUGCCCUGCUUCACGGACUCCGCCCCUGGUUCCCCGCUCGCCUACCUCCUCGCCGGCUCGUGCUGCAGAGCUCUGCUCCCUCCGCUUCAUCGCAGAGGACAACGUCAUGGUGUGCCCCACCGAGUGGGACUCUCAGAGAGACACUGUGCAGCUAACAAAAGAAAGCAACAACAAUCAGCUCCCACUACAACAUACCAAUCAAACCCAGCACAAGAAUUCAUGUAAGCAGACGGACAUAUAAAACAUCAAUACCACAAGUGCUGCAUAGAUUGGCCCUCUUUUCAGUCAGUCACGUUACCAACAGAAAACAGCCACCUUCGACGACAUGGAUGGAGCCUUGCGUGUCAACUGGCCGCUGGUGGGAGGAGCUAGACCAUUUCUUUGAGUCUGUGGAGGUUUGAGAUGAAAACCAUUGUGCCAGUUUGGAUUAGUUUUCCUUGUUGUUCCUGUGAGGAAACUGUUCUCCAUUCAGCUUUGGGCGCUUCUCUAGAGGCCUUGAUUGACAACAAAGUUACUUUAACUUUGAUUGCUAACAUUUGUUUUGGAACGUUUCAUCAUGCCUCAUGAUGUAAGACGAGAGUGUGUUUUGAUACCUUUUGUUUGUUCACUCAUGGUGCCUUUAAAAGCAGUUUGUG